Molecule: messenger RNA, 2421 nt
Organism: Choloepus didactylus (southern two-toed sloth)
Lineage: Eukaryota; Metazoa; Chordata; Mammalia; Pilosa; Megalonychidae
Exons: 3
Coding region: 14-694 (226 amino acids)
Source: RefSeq, a predicted model, not a curated record
GGUGACCGAGCAGAUGCUGGCCAAAGCGCCCCCAGAGAGACUGGCCCAGGUGCUCUGGGCUGGGGUGGAGCUGCCGGGCCAGCUGGCAGUGCUGCGGGAGAGGCUGGUGUGCUUGGAGGAGGGUCCCCUGAAGCUGCUCAACAGAGAGCUGGACCGGGCCCAGGCAUCAGGCUCCCGUCUGGAGCGCUUUGUUGAGUUUCUGGCCGCCAGCCUCCGAAAUUCCAUGGGGACACUCCGGCCCCUGGGGAGAAGAGUGCAGGAGGCCCAGGAGGCUAGCCGGAGGUUGGAGCAGAGGCUGGGAGUCAUAAUCCAGCGCACCUUGGAGAUGGAGAGGACCCUGGGCCAGUUGGGCCAGCUCGCCCAGGUUCUGCAGCUACAGCAGGUCAGGAGCCAGCAGGAGCUGGGGGAGGUGAAGGAGAGUGUGGCGGAGCUGACCAGUGGUGGCUCCACGAUGCAGCAGCUGGAGAACAUCUGGUAUAUGGAGAAGAUAACAUUAUCUCCAUUUGAUGUCCGAGGAAACUGGGACUCUGAGAGGCUGACUGGCUCAGCCUGGGUCACACGGCUGGUCUUGAACCCUCUACUUGGCAGCCUCCCCCCUCUGGUAGAAGCUCAGAGAACUGGCAUGUCAGCCUGGGGGAGAGCUAAUCCACAUCUGCUUUGGCCUGUCACCACCAGCAGGACUGUUCUCUUCUGACCACCAUAAGGUCUUCACAGGUCACCUCGUCCUUCUUUCCAUCGCUGUCCGGUCCCCUUCCACAGGAACUCUCCCACAUCCGGGACCCAGGAUGAUUCACUGUCCAUAGGAAGUGCCCAGGAGAGCCAAGCAUGACCAUGUGAGCUAGUAUGUGUGGACUCACCUGGAAAGAGGGGUGCUGUCAUCAUUGUUUUUACUCUCCGUGGACCAGGCCCCUCCCUGAUCAACAGAAUCCUCUAUGAGUUAUCAUGAAUCCCAAGACAAGGAUGCCCAAGGCCAGAGGAGUGGCUGGGACCAGGGGCUAGAAGUUUGCCCAGACUCUCGCUUCAUCCUUCUUCUCUCCUCGCUGUGUCUGCUUCGUGUCUCUGUGCUGGGGUUCUCUGCUUGCCAGGCGGCACAGUGCACCGAGGUCUCCCGCUUCCCAGUGAGGCCCACCCUUGCUCAGUCCCGAUCCCCUGUGCAGGGAACUUCGUUUGGAGCAGUUUAGGUACGGCUGGACCAAUCAACAAUGACCAGGGGGCCAAGUCAUGUUCAAAGCACAAGCCUCCUGCUACUGUCUCUUGCUGCAAAUUGGAGAGAGGGGAUAGUUCUCUAAAAAGAGCCAGGUGGCCCAGAGCUCCAGAUGUCCCAUGACACUUUCCUGGCCGCUGGAUCCCGCACACACGUUCCUUCACCUGGCAUGUAAGAGCGGCCAAACUCUGUCCCAGCCCUCCCCAUCACCAAGAUCCCCCCAAACUGUUCCUAUAUCUCCGCUUUUGCAUAUGCUCUCUCCACCUAGAAAAUUCCUACAGAUCCUUCAAGACCCGCCUCCAGCAUCUCCUUUUGUGACAGAAUGAGCUAGAAAAGAGCCAUGUUGGGACAUAAACCAGUCUUCUGGCUCUAAGUCCCAGCUCAGUCCUCUACCCCAGGUUGCUAUGAGUUUUCUUUGGUUGCUAAUUUUCAAAUCUCACAUGAUCUAAUGCAGUUAUCCAAUUUUUUUUUUUUUCUUCUUUUCCCUGAAGCUCUUCUGUCAUUAAGGCUAAGCCCAGGAAGGAUAUGUAAGAGGGGAUGAUGUAAGACGCUUCCACCCAACAGGAAGAGGUAGGAAAAAGCCCUUCUCUAGGUUGGAGAGGGCCCAGAAAACGCAGGGGAAGGAGGGUAAAAGAGUUGGACAUGUGUGUACUGCCCUCCUCCCCACCACCAUCAGAUGCAGACAGUGGGAGGGAGGGGGUGUCACGUAGGGGUAGGAACUUCCAGACAGGUUUGGUGUGAGAUCCUUGUGCAGGAGUCUUGCUCCUAGCUUCUUAGGAUAUACACCUAGAAAAUUACAAGCCCUUCAGAAGAGUCUGGUGGUCCCCGUGGGGCCAAAUCCAAAAAGACAUGGGGCAGUAGAUUACAAAUGCCUGAGGGAAGCAACUAGAGAGAUGAGCCUGAGCUCUUGGCCCCUGGCUCCCCAUGGCCUUUGCAAGGCAUGCAGGACUUCUGGAAAGCCCUGUGUGUCCCUGAGGAAGUUGCAGAAGAAGCAGAGAGUGCUGGUAGGCAGAUAGCCAGAGUCGCCAGUGGGCAAGCAAAGCACCAGGCACCUGUGGGGUGGCACACCCAAGCUGAGGUGGGGUUCUUGUCACAGCCAGGGCUCGGGAGCUAUCCCAGUGCCUCGUCUCAGACAUGGCAGAAGGCUCUGAGACGGGAGGGUGGAGGGCAGUGUGCAGACCCCCACUCCCCCAGUAACAUGAGGGUGCAAGCAGGAG